CGGCGAACAAAGAUGGCGGCGGACACCAGCACGGAGUUGCUGUUUCUAGACACGUUCAAGCAUCAGACUGCGGAGCAAAGUACCAAUAUAGAUGUCAUUCGUUUUCCAUGUGUUGUUUACAUAAAUGAAGUACGUGUCAUUCCUCCGGGAGUAAGAGCUCACACCAGUUUGCCUGACAACAGGGCCUAUGGGGAGACAUCUCCACAUACAUUUCAGUUAGACCUUUUUUUCAACAAUGUCAGCAAGCCAAGUGCUCCUGUUUUUGACAGGCUGGGAAGCCUUGAAUACGAUGAGAACACUUCAAUUAUUUUUAGACCCAAUGCAAAGGUCAACACAGAUGGAUUGGUUCUGAGAGGCUGGUACAACUGCCUGACCCUGGCAAUAUAUGGCUCUGUUGAUAGAGUAAUAAGUCAUGACAGAGAAUCACCACCUCCGCCACCUCCCCCGCCACCUCCUCCCCAACAACAGCCUGGCUUGAAAAGAAACCCAAAACAUGUUGAUGGGGAGAAAGAAGAUCAGUUUAAUGGCAGCCCUCCAAGACCACAGCCGAGGGGCCCAAGGACUCCUCCAGGCCCUCCACCUCCUGAUGAUGAUGAAGAUGAACCCAUGCCUGUAUCAGUGGUUGGGGAAAAGGAAGAUGAUGUUGAUCACAGGGAGGAUUACUUUGAGCCCAUUUCUCCUGAUCGAACAUCCAUUCACCAAGAAAGCCAGUACUCUGAUGAAGGAGAAGUAGAGGAGGACCAGCCAGAAGAUGGGGAGGAUGAGGAGGAAGAUGUGGAUGUUGAGGAGGAUGAGGAUGAGGAAGAGGAUGAUGGGCAUACAGUAGAGAGUAUUCCUGAGGAGGAGGAAGAUGAGGAAGAGGAAGAUGAGGAAGAAGAAGGGGAAGAAGAGGAGGAAGGUGAAGGAGAUGAUGGCUAUGAGCAGAUUUCAAGUGAUGAAGAUGGAAUUGCUGAUCUGGAACGUGAAACAUUUAAGUAUCCAAGCUUUGAUAUUGAAUAUACUCCUGAGGAUCUGGCUUCAGUGCCACCUGUGACAUACGAGCCUUAUGAAAGAGAGCUUGGACCUCUGUUGUACUUCAGCUGCCCAUACAAGACUGUAUUUGAGACUGAAGUUGGUAAGAUAAGGGACCAAGAUCCAGAAAAGGAAAAUUCAGGGGCAGUCGAAGCCUCAGUUAAAUUAAUUGAACUCUUGGAUUUAUAUCAGGAGGACAGGGGUGCAAAAUGGGUCACGGCUCUAGAAGAAAUUCCAAGUUUAAUAGUGAAGGGCCUAAGCUACCUGCAAGUGAAGGACACAAAACAGGACUAUGUUACCCAACUAGUAGACUGGACCAUGCAAGCUUUAAACCUGCAGGUAGCUCUCAGGCAACCCAUCGCUUUGAACGUUCGACAGCUAAAAGCUGGAACAAAGCUGGUGUCAUCAUUAGCAGAAUGUGAGACUCAAGGAAUAAUGGGACUCUUGCAGGCAGGAGUUAUUAAUGCGCUAUUUGAAUUGUUGUUUGCAGAUCAUGUAUCAUCCUCCCUUAAACUUAAUGCUUUCAAAGCUUUGGAUAGCGUUAUCAGUAUGACUGAAGGAAUGGAUAUGUUCUUGAAAGGUAGGCUAGAGGCACAUGAAAAAAGUGGCUAUCAGAAACUCUUGGAACUCAUACUAUUAGAUCAGACGGUGAGAGUCCUCACUGCAGGUUCAGCAAUUCUGCAGAAGUGCCACUUUUAUGAGAUUCUGUCAGACAUUAAAAAGCUUGUUGACCAGUUAGCAGAGAGUACUCCUCCCCUUCCUAAUCAUACUGAGUCAGAGCAGGAUACAGACCUUGGACUUGAGAGAACCAACCAAGAAUAUGAAAAUGAUGUGGAGGCUCCUAUGGAUAUGGACCAUCUUCUGGAAUCUUCAAAUAUUAGUGAAGGAGAGGUGGAAAAACUUAUUAGCCUCCUGGAAGAAAUCUUUCAUUUGAUGGAGACUUCACCUCAUACAAUGAUUCAGCCACCUGUAAAAUCCUUCCCGACAACAGCACGCAUUACAGGACCCCCUGAAAGGGAUGAUCCUUACCCUGUCUUGUUCAGAUAUCUUCACAGUCACCAUUUCUUGGAAUGUAUUACCUUGCUACUAUCCAUUCCAGUCACAAGUGCUCAUCCUGGUGUACUUCAGGCUGUCAGAGAUGUAUUGAAGUUUCUGGCACAAUCGCAGAAGGGUCUCCUCUUUUUCCUAUCUGAGUAUGAAGCAACAAACCUGUUGAUAAGAGGACUUUGUCAGUUUUCCGAUCCAGAUCAAGAAGAAGGUCUCCAGUCAGAUAGUGCUAAUGAGGAUACAUUUGCCUUGUGGCUCUUGCAUUCAACACAGACGUUGCAGUGUAUCUCGGAAUUGUUUUGCCACUUCCAGCGGUGCACAGCCAGUGAGGAAACAGACCAUUCGGACCUCUUGGGAACACUUCAUAAUCUUUACCUGAUUACUUUUAAUCCUGUGGGAAGAUCUGCUGUGGCUCAUGUAUUCAGCCUUGAGAAGAACCUCCAAAGUCUUAUUACUUUAAUGGAAUACUAUUCCAAGGAAGCUUUAGGUGACUCCAAGUCUAAGAAGUCAGUUGCUUAUAAUUAUGCCUGCAUACUUGUUUUGCUGGUGGUUCAGUCCUCCAGUGAUGUUCAAAUGCUGGAACAGCACUCGGCACCUCUGUUGAAGCUUUGUAAGGCUGAUGAAAAUAACACCAAAUUGCAAGAACUUAGUAAAUGGCUUGAACCUUUGAAAAAUCUUAGAUUUGAAAUCAAUUGUAUUCCAAACCUCAUUGAAUAUAUUAAACAGAAUAUCGAUAGUCUGAUGACCCCAGAAGGAGUUGGUCUUCCUACUGCCCUCCGGGUUCUUUGUCAUGUUGCAUGCCCACCACCUCCUGUUGAAGGUCAACAGAAGGAUCUAAAAUGGAACCUUGCAGUUAUUCAGCUUUUUUCUGCUGAAGGAAUGGACACCUUCAUUCGUGUUUUGCAGAAAUUGAAUAGUAUUCUUAUCCAACCUUGGAGACUCCAUGUCAAUAUGGGAACCACAGUUCACAGAGUUACUACCAUUUCCAUGGCCCGAUGUACACUUACUCUCCUUAAAACAAUGUUAACUGAACUCCUGAGAGGGGGCUCUUUUGAGUUUAAAGACAUGCGUGUUCCUUCAGCUCUUGUUUCUUUACAUAUGCUGCUGUGUUCCAUCCCUCUCUCAGGCCGCUUAGAUAAUGAUGAACAAAAAAUUCAGAACGAUAUUAUUGAUAUUUUGCUGACCUUUACCCAGGGAGUUAAUGAAAAACUUACAAUUUCAGAAGAAACUUUGGCCAAUAAUACUUGGUCUUUAAUGCUAAAAGAGGUUCUCUCUUCAAUUUUGAGAAUUCCUGAAGGAUUUUUCUCUGGACUUAUACUUCUUUCAGAAUUGCUGCCUCUUCCACUGCCGAUGCAAACAACUCAGGUAAUUGAACCCCAUGACAUAUCAGUGGCACUCAACACCAGAAAACUGUGGAGUAUGCAUCUUCAUGUUCAAGCCAAACUGCUACAAGAAAUAGUUCGUUCUUUCUCUGGCUCAUCUUGCCAGCCAAUUCAGCAUAUGCUGAGGCGUAUCUGUGUUCAGUUGUGUGACUUGGCUGCACCAACUGCCCUUCUUAUCAUGAGGACAGUCUUGGAUCUGAUUGUGGAAGAUCAGCAAAGCAGCACAGAAGAUAAAGAGAAACAGUACACUGGCCAGACUGCCCGAUUACUUGCUUUACUUGAUGCCCUGGCUUCACACAAAGCUUGUAAAUUAGCCAUUUUGCAUCUAAUUAGUGGAACAGCUAAAGGUGAUGAAAAGUAUGUGGAAGUUUUCCAGGAUCUCUUGGCUUUAAUGCGAUCUGCUGGGGACAAUGUUAUUCAUCAGCAGUGCACUGAAUAUGUAACUUCCAUUUUACAGUCCCUCUGUGAUCAGGACAUUGCGCUGAUUUUACCAAGCUCAUCAGAGGGAUCUGUUUCUGAACUAGAACAGCUCUCCAAUUCCUUACCAAGCAAGGAACUGAUGUCUUCAAUUUGUGACUGUCUGAUGGAAACCUUAGCUAAUUCUGAGAGCAGUUAUAAUUGUUUGCUGACAUGUAUCAGGACAAUGAUGUUUCUUACAGAACAUGAUUAUGGAUUCUGUCACUUAAAGAGCUCUCUAAGAAAACACAAUGGUGCACUGUACACUGUAUUGAAGCGAGUAGUAAGCAGCUUUAGUAAGGACACAGGAGAACUGGCAUCCUCGUUUUUGGAUUUUAUGAGACAGAUUCUAAACUCUGACACCCUGGGCUGUUGUGGAGAUGAUGGAAGUCUUAUGGAGGUAGAUGGAUCUCAUCCAGCAAGGACAUUGGGUCUGACUACUGCAGAAUUAAAACAUCUGUUACAGAAUAAAGAGGAAAGCCCUGAAAAUUUUCUGCUUGAACUGGAGAAACAUGUUUUGGAACGUUCUAAAGAAGAUGAUGGCCUUGAAUCCUUAUUGGACAAUGUCGCUGGACUUCGGCAGAUGUUGGAAUCAGCAGGCGAUCCUUGUCCGCUGAGUGACCAAGAUGUGGAACCAGUUCUUUCUGCACCAGACUCUCUCCAGAAUCUGUUUAACAAUAGGACUACAUAUGUGUUGGCAGAUGUGAUGGAUGACCAGCUGAAGUCUCUGUGGUUCUCACCAUUCCAGGCUGAAGAAAUUGACACAGAGCUUGAUAUGGUAAAGGUUGACUUAAUUGAACUGUCAGAGAAAGGCUGCAGUGACUUUGAUUUACAAGCAGAAUUGGAGAGAUCAUUUUUGUCAGAACCCUCAUCUCCUGGUAGGACAAAAACUACAAAAGGAUUCAAACUUGGAAAACACAAGCAUGAGACCUUCAUAACUUCAAGUGGCAAAUCAGAAUACAUAGAGCCUGCAAAGAGAGCACAUGUUGUGCCUCCUCCUCGAGGAAGAGGUAGGGGAGGAUUUGGACAGGGUAUUCGACCGCACGACAUUUUUCGUCAGAGAAAACAGAAUACAAGCAGACCUCCUUCUAUGCACGUGGAUGAUUUUGUUGCUGCAGAGAGCAAAGAAGUGGUUGCUCCAGAUGGGAUACCACCACCAAAAAGGCCACCAAAAGUAUCGCAGAAAAUUUCUUCACGUGGGGGAUUCUCAGGGAAUCGUGGAGGACGCGGAGCAUUUCACAGUCAGAACAGGUUCUUUACUCCACCUGCUUCCAAAGCCACUUUGUGUCUCUUGCAUUUAGGAAAUUAUAGUCGUCGUGAAGGAGCCAGAGGGUCAAGUUGGAGUGCACAGAGUACACCGCGAGGCACUUAUAAUGAAAGUAGAGGGGGUCAGAGCAAUUUUAACAGGGGCCCACUGCCACCAUUGAGGCCGUUGAGUUCUGCAGGCUAUCGACCCAGUCCCCGUGAUCGUGCUUCUAGAGGUCGUGGUGGAAUUGGGCCAUCUUGGACGAGUGCUAAUAGUAGCAGCAGUGGUGGCUCAAGAGGAAAGUUUGUUAGUGGAGGCAGCGGAAGGGGUCGUCAUGUCCGUUCCUUCACACGAUAAAAGUGAGACCUGGAACAUCCCAGCAGUGUGAAUUUCUUAAGCAGAUGAUAAAGAAAAGCUGAGGCACUAAAGGACCAAUUUAGAGUAACUGGUAUCAGGAGACAGCAAGGAAAUAUUUUUGUUGGAAGAAAGCAGUUUUUGUUUGAUACAAGACUUGAAAUUUCAAUAAAAUUCAAGACUUUUUGUGUACAGUUGUAUAUUUUUGUUCCUUUUGAAAGAACAUUUUAAUUUUUUGUGGACUUCUAUAUACAUUACUCAGUAAGGAACCUAUUUGAAUUAAGACUUGAAGGAUUUCUUUCUAUAAUAUUCACUGUGCCAAAAGAAAGGUACAGGGUGUGUGUGCGUGUGUGUGUGUAUGUAUGUAAGCUUUGUGGGUAUUUUUUUGCAGUAGUAUGUAAGGCAGUUUGAUUUUUCUCCCCUCAGGUUUAGACCUAUAGGCUCGUAUUUCUAUUGGUCAGUCAUUAAAUGAAUAAAGUACAUACCAAUAUUUUAAUGAAUAGGAGGAAAUUAUAGCAAAUGACUGCUUUUGAUGUGUGAAGGAACAGAAAACUUACAAAUGUAAUUUAAAAGCUAUUUAAGUAUAAGAAUUUUAGAUUCUUAAACAUAUCUCUAAACCUUUGAAAGUAUUGGCAAAACUUGCAUUGAUACCUGUGAGAGUAAGAGACUGCCUAAAGAGGAACUCUCCUUAGGGAAGUCAUGACUGUAAGUCUCUAUGUUAAGAAUUUGCUCAUCAUUCCAUCUGGAAAGUGUGCGACUUGUAGAAGAGGUCAUAAAAGAAAGUAUCCAUAGCAUUUUGGGGGUGGAAAGAGUUAAUGGCUUGCUUGCUGGCUCUUAUAUAACUGGGGGGGGAUGGUUUAAAAACAGGCUUCAAUAAAAAUGAAAAACACUGUAAUGAAUUAGCCAACUGAAAGCUGUUGAAUACAUCCCCUGGAUUAGCUUCCAUAAUUAUUUUUGACAUACAGUGCAAAUAAACUCCAAACCUAUGAAAACUAGGAACAAUAUAAAAAACCUUCAGUCACAUUUAUUUUCAUACUGAACUCCUCAAAGAAUUUGUUUUGUACUUUACAUUAAGUAUUUGCAUUUCCUUUUAAUCCAGUGGAUUUUGUCCUGUAAGGAAGAAUGCAGUUUUUCAGUAUAUCUGCUGCAUACUUACAGCAAGGCUAGGAGGUGAAUAGUUACAGCUCUAUAAAGGAAAGAUGUACAUUAAAUGUUCACCAAUGGUAGCUAGCUCUCUUAGUUUCAUAUUUCAUUUACACAUAGGUCUCUUUAGGUGGUAAAGGAUCUAAAUGUAAAUGAGGACAUGCCCAGCUAGUUUAUAUAGUUCCACUUUAAAGUGAUCCUGAUAUCCUUUGCUUAGCCAGCAUGACGUCAUAGACUUUAAAACUAUAUUUCAAAAUGUACCCUGGGCUAAGUAAACACCAUGCAUAAAAACCCCGUUUAGCUUUAUCCACUAACUAAAUUUGUAUUAACAGUUCUAGUGGAGAUGGUGGAGAAGGCAAAUGUAAAGGGGGCGUUAUUUGUGGAGAUACUAUGUAUGAACACCCCACAACAUUCCAUCAAAUCAGUUGUUUGCAAAAAGUUAAUUAACAUGACCUGUAAGAGAGGUAAGCUUGAUCUGUUAAUUAACUGGUCAUGGCUUAUACGGAAUAACUUAGGUUCCUGUAGAUAUUGGUUCAUAUGUAUUGAAUAUUUAUAAAGUAACAUCUUUCAGAAAAUUAUUGGAUAGGAGAAUCUAAAGCUACCUGAAUUGCAAAAAUAGACCUACAGAUACCCAAGUAAAUCAAGGAGGAUGGAAUUUUACACACAAUGUAAUUGUAAUAACUAAAACAGGUGAAAUUCUAGUAAGCAUUUACAGGUUUGUUGUUGCUAUUUUUUUAAAUGGAGGAGCAUUGCAUAAAUAUUUUGUAAAGUGUACUAAGGCUCUUCUCAACCAUGUGUUUUGAAAGAUUUUAUUACUAUAUUUUUAGAAACUACAAGGUGAAGCUGUGGCAGAGAUGAUGUUUGAUUUGUUUUUAGUGAGAGACUGAAAAGAAAAAUCUGCAAGUGUGGAACAGACUUGUAAAUAUUCAAUUUUGCUUUAUGAAAGUUUGAAAUACAGCAUGUCACACUUGGCACUUUCGAACUGGAAACAAUAAAAAGUUAUAGAUAAAGGUGAACAAAAUCUAAGUAAAUCAUUAGUCAGAUUUGAAAACUGAGCAGUUUGUCUACCAGUUUCUUUAUUAACAUGGUUCUGGAAUUGAGUCACACACAGUCCAUCCCUUUCUGACAAUGUCCCUGCAAAGGGAAACCACCCCAAAAGGCACAAUUCUGUGCUUAUACAGUACUGUAAUGAGCUCCAGGCACUAAAUGGGGGCAAUGGAAUGGAGGUUGAGGGGGGAGGGGUGGUCAAGCAGCUUGGAGCAGGAGGAAGUGGCAAGGAGCCAGCAGUCAGGGUGGAAGCAGUGCGGCUCAAAACUCUGGAGUUGGAGGAGGAGCAUCUAGGGGUGGGCAGCACUCUGCAGCCAGGAGGUUAAUCCUUUCACUGGAUGCUAGCAAAUUUGAGGUGUUAUAUUGUGGCUCAAUGUGGUUUUUGGUAGCACCUCUGAGAUCCUCCCCCCUCCUCCAUCAUGGACCCUGAUUGCUGGCUCUUUGUCACCUCUUGCUCUGUAUGGCUGGAGCCCCACUACCAGAUAUGCCUUUGCUGCCCAGGGUACCAAAAUGUUAGUUGCACCUCUUCUUAUUUAAGUCUAAAUCUUGUAAGAGGCACCUGUGCAACUGAUGCUGCUUUAUUGUAGUAUUUUUCCUAUUGGGUGUCCCUUUGAAGCUGCCACAGUUUUAAGGGGCUAUUUUGCAGCAACUUUUGAUAUCCAACUUUUUCCUGAUGGGAACUGAGUUGAGCUUAAAUAUUAACCACCAAAUUAUGUUAAAUCGGACAUUCUGGAGAAUAACCCUUGGAUAAGACCACAUUUUACUAGAUAAGUUGGAUCAGAGUGGCUUUUAGUGUACUGGUUCAUCUUACCUUUAAACCUGCAACAUAAAGGUUUGGUUUCUUUAUUCCUUUUCUUAUGUGUGUGUCCAGGUGCUGUUCACACAUUGAAAGGACAGGUAGGUCUGCUCUUCAUAACUAUUUGGUAAGCAAGAGGGUUGGGAUACUGCCGAGACACACCACAAUACUAGCAAGAACAAGAGAAAUUUUGCUGUGGGCAGGAUUGGGCAGAAAUUUCUGUCAACUGGGUGUCUUAACUGGUAUAUUUAUCUCCUUUGAUCAUAAAUGCUGCUUUGAUUCAAGUGGAGUCUUUGACAUCUGAGCUUUCUGAACCAGGAAAAAGCUAAAAGAUAGUUUGUUCAUUUGUGAUGCACUAGCAGGGUUGGCCUGUCUCUUUUCUUAGAGCUCCAGGUGUCUUGCCAACUAUAUCAGUGUGUAUGGGAUCCUGACCAACCCUGAAUUCACUGACAGAGAAAACAAUGUGCAACAGAUAUUCUUCUUUGUUCUAUGUUUUUGCCCUAAUUAAACUGCAGGUGGCCAGUAUAAAAGCCAGAAUGACCUUUGGGUGUAAUGUAAAUGGACAUUUGAGGAGAUGACUUCAGUUAUUUUCCUCCCUCACUCUGCAGAUGCUGUAGCUGUGUAUUUGGUCCUCUGAGUGAUAAAUGAAAUGGUAAACUAAGAUUGCUACAAGACCCAGCCAGAAUGUCUCAAAAAAAGCUGAACAGCUGAAUGUUGAUACCUAAGCAAAUGACCUAUGGCCAUAGGAAAGUCGUCUUCUUCGGACAAAGACUUGCUCAUUUAGUUAAUACAGAAUAGCGAUGUACCAUGAUGAAGGCACUUUAGUUAUUCUGCAGUUUGCAGUGAGAACUUUUCAAGCAAUGGCCAGCAAAUUCAUUAUUAGCUUUGUUUGUUUUGAAUCGCUUACUAUUGACUAAGGAGGAUUUGGCCCUCAGGUUAUUGCAUCCUGCAGCUUGCAACACUUUAAGAGCUCUGUUGUCCCUCCAGAGUGGAGGAGGCUGGCCACUAAAAGCAGCCGUAUACAAACAACUCCUCCCCACUCUGCGAGGAGGGAAGGUCAUAUCUUGAGCGGAAGACUACAUCAUAUAAGAGCUCUGUUACUUAAAUGUAUCCCAUUCAUAAGGCAGAGAAGGCCCUUGAACUCUGAUUCUUAUUUCAAAUCAACUCUUCCUGACCUAAAGAGUACUUUAGCUAUUGUUUUCCUGCAUAGUAGCUUGGAAAUAAUGAAAAAUGCACUUGAAUAUCUCUAGGCAAAGAAAGUACCAGAAUUUACAUAGUAGAAUAGUGAAGUGAAGCAAAAAGAACAAGUCGUCUUACAUAAACUACCUUUAUUAGUUCAAUUUGAUACAAGCCUUACGUUGGCUUCUUUUACAGAUGCUACCAUAUAAAAUUUAGUUCCCAAAUACAACUUCAUAAAUCCUAUUUUUCUGUUUUUUCAUAAAGAUGAUAAAUGUCAUUCUUUGAGUAGACUGGCACUGAACUGUAGUGCUGGAAGACGACUGAAAGUUGCACAGAAUUGCAGGUAUUUAUAAAGGCACCUGUUGACU
This is a messenger RNA of Gavialis gangeticus (Gharial), 10029 nucleotides long. It is a transcript of the gene VIRMA, whose product is annotated as KIAA1429 ortholog. The record is from RefSeq and is a predicted model, not a curated record. Gene Ontology annotation, cellular component: RNA N6-methyladenosine methyltransferase complex. Gene Ontology annotation, molecular function: RNA binding. The coding region runs from base 13 to 5499 and encodes 1828 amino acids. Lineage: Eukaryota; Metazoa; Chordata; Crocodylia; Gavialidae. The transcript is spliced from 24 exons.